UGAAGAGGGAGUGAAUAUUUUUCACUUUCGAGUUUUAGCAAUCUUGUUUAAUUUUGGGUUUCGUCAAUACUUUUUCACACUGCUUCGUCUGGCAAAACAUCUAAUGAGUCAAAGAAAUGGGUUCUUUUGAAGGUUUAAGAAUGGUGUAUAGAAAUCUACUAAAAGCAGUGGAAAAGCAUAUAGGGAAGGAAGAACAGAAGGUUCAUUUCACUGACUUUAUAAGGGAAGAAUUCAGGAAGAACAGAAAUCUUGAAUACCCAAAAGACUCUUGUUUUGUCCAGCAAAGAAUUAAGCUUGCUCAAAAUUAUACUUACCUUCUCAGCAGUGUCCACCAUCAUAAGGACCUAUUAUUUUCUUACAACAUUGCAGUGGAUAGAUCCAAUGAGAUGACGAAAGUACUGGGUAAAUCUGCUGCAAGUGUGGGUCUCCGCCUUCCUGAUGUUUAUCAGUCUUGAAAGUUGUUUAAUUUCAGGAGGAAUUUAAUGAUUGGGUGUUAGAUGAAGCUGGUCAGUUAUUACAUUCUUUGGAGCAUGUAAGUCUAGAUGUCAACAGGGAGCGCACUCAGUUCUGGUCAGCAGGUAUUGAUGGAAAAUUUGCAGUUAAAAGCUGUUAUACUCUCUUGCGGAAGCAAAAUGGAAGCUGGGAUUUGAUAUGGACAUGGAAAACUUUGUGGAAAACAAGAGAACCUACAAAGGUAGCUUGUUUUGGUUGGAUUGCAAUAAGGGAGACUGCUUAACUCAAGAUAUGUUACAAAAGAGAGGCUUCUGUCUUUGCAGCAGAUGUUUCUUAUGUCAAGACUCUCCAGAAUCUGUAAAUCACCUUUUUUUGCACUGCAGACAAACAAAGCAAAUUUGAGAGUUAUUUCUAAGCAUUUGCAGGGUGUGCACUGGGUAAUGCCACAAAAUAUCAAAGGUGUGAUGGAAUGCUGGCAGACUCAAAAAGUCAAUGAAAGAUGGAAAGGGAUCAGGAAUACAAUUCCUCUUUGUAUUAUUUGGACUAGUUAGUUGGAGAGGAAUAAGAGAUGCUUUGAAGAUCAAAAGCAACAUACUUCUUUUGUAAAGAAUAGUUGCCUACAUAAAUUAUACUUUUGGUGCAGGAGUACGAUGGUAGAGAAUGUCUUCAGUAUUUUUACUUAACUUUUUGGGAGUACGAUUGGAACUUGUAAUGUUGUAAUCCUUUCUUUUUGAGGUACCUUCCUGGUACUCUAUUAAUGCAAUUUAUCCUACCUUAUCAGAAAAAAUGUUCUAUGUAUUCUUGACACACCUGAGAAUGAUAGUUGAAGGUCUUUUCUUCUUUGUUUCAACUCAUCCUUUGUUGGUCUCUCUUGCCCUCUUUUUGCUGCAAAAAUCCCAGAUCUUGCAGUAAGUUGAGGGCAACUGAUGUUCAGUUGAAAAAUACUUUCUUCAUGAAGCACAUGUAUUCUGGUAUACUAAGAAAAUCAGUUGUGGGUUUUGCUUAUCUCAUAUUCAUACUUGUACCAGAUUACUCACUUAAUCAACCAAUAUCUCAAUCAUCGGCACUAGCCCUUCAUUUUUGAAACUGUCCUU
This is a messenger RNA of Solanum dulcamara, 1547 nucleotides long. RefSeq lists its product as uncharacterized. NCBI's taxonomy places the organism in Eukaryota, Viridiplantae, Streptophyta, Magnoliopsida, Solanales, Solanaceae. The transcript has 4 exons. The coding region runs from base 117 to 455 and encodes 112 amino acids. The record is from RefSeq and is a predicted model, not a curated record.